AUGGCCCCCCUCUCCGCCGCCGAGCUGCUGGCGCUCAGCGAGACCGACGUGACUGUGCGCCUCACGCCGGAGCAGUUUCUUCCCGCGUUAUCGCAGGCACCGUUUGUGAACAUCGAGGGCACGUUCAAUGCGCGCGACAUUGGCAAGCUGCCGGCAAGCACCGCGAGCCCGUCCGCGGGCACCGUCCGCCCCGGAUUCGUGUUCCGCAGCGGUAUGCUUGCCCGCCUUACUGAUCGCGGCAAAGCCACGCUGGCCAGCGACCUCGGGAUUCGUCGUGUAUUUGAUUUCCGGUCGCAGAGCGAGCACGCCCAGGCACCGGACCCGACGCCAGCCGACAGCGUCACCCUGGUCUGGCAGGAGACAGCCGAGGAGACGCCGCACGUGUGGCUGGAGCCAUUUGCCGAGGGCUUCGGUGAGGCCGGGUUUGCGCAGACGUACUUGGACGUGCUGCGGGCGUAUCGGCCGACAGUGAAACAUCUUCUCGAGCACGUCCGCGACCGACCGGAGGAGCCGUUCCUAUUUCAUUGCACAGGUAAGAACUGCUUCCCUCUUCUCACACCUAGAUGUACGGGUUCACCGACUGACCUCCUAGCCGGCCGUGAUCGGACGGGCGUUCUGGCGGCCCUGCUGCUGACCCUGGCCGGCGCGGCUCCCGACACCAUCGCCCUCGAUUACAUGCUCUCCCGCAUUGGCUCGGAGCCCGUGCGCGACGAGCUCGAAAAGUUUGCGCGCAUGGGCGCCGGUGUGCCGGAGCGCAAACCCGACGACAGCCCCGAGGCGAUCGCGGCGGCGGUUGCAGCGACACCGCCCGGCUUCCUAAACCUCAUCAACCUGCGCGUGGUGUGCUGGAACGCGUUCCUGGAGGCGCUCGACAAGGAGCACGGCGGGUUCGAGGGCUAUGUUACAAAGACGCUGGGCUUCUCUGACGGAGACGUGGCCACGAUCAAGAAGAACCUGACGACGGCACCGUGA
This is a messenger RNA of Sporothrix schenckii 1099-18, 972 nucleotides long. RefSeq lists its product as uncharacterized. Bases 1 to 972 code for a protein of 323 amino acids. The record is from RefSeq and is a predicted model, not a curated record. Gene Ontology annotation, molecular function: phosphoprotein phosphatase activity. Lineage: Eukaryota; Fungi; Ascomycota; Sordariomycetes; Ophiostomatales; Ophiostomataceae. The transcript has a single exon.